This is a messenger RNA of Pelodiscus sinensis (Chinese soft-shelled turtle), 1577 nucleotides long. The record is from RefSeq and is a predicted model, not a curated record. NCBI's taxonomy places the organism in Eukaryota, Metazoa, Chordata, Testudines, Trionychidae.
CCCUCAGGGCCGCCCCCGGCCCCCUCGCCAGUAAGGCACCCGCGCGCUGUUGUGCAACGGGACGUUUCUCUGAUUCUCCCGCCCCCUCUCCCCCACACGACGUGUUGCAUUGCACUUUACUGCGCGUCCUAAUCGCCCCUUUGGGUGAGGCCCAAGACUUUCCAGCGAAAUGAACGGCCAGGAGCUUUGCACAAAGCAGCCCCUACAGCUGAACGUGGUAUUUGACUAGUGACUUUUAAAAAGAUCCUGCUACUGCUGAUUUUUACAGUGGCUCCUCAGUUACAAAGGUGUACAUUUCAAAGGAGGAAUGCAGACGUGCCUAUGGACUACUUGACUAGUAAAUUCGUUGUUAACAUCCUUAGUUGCCAGAGCAAUCUGAGGCAUUCUUGUAGUGCAGAUCUCUGUGGUCUGAGGCCUUGAUUUUUCAGGGCCUGGGAGGCCACUGUGCAUUUCUAAGAGAUGAGCAGUGCCUACAGUGUAUUAUGCUUACUGUGUUCAUGGGACUGUUGCUCACAAGAACCAUGGCCUGGACUUCAAGUGGGAAAACACAUGCUGAGCUACUCAAUAAUCUUUACAAAAAUGGAGUGAUUAAAUCUCAACGAGUCUUGGAUGUGUUAAUGGCCACAGAUAGAGCCCACUACAUCAAGUAUUUCCCAUACAUGGAUUCUCCUCAGUCAAUAGGUUAUAAGGCUACAAUCAGUGCACCCCACAUGCACGCCCAUGCUUUGGAGUUAUUGAAAGAUCAGCUAGAGGAAGGAGCAAGGGCCCUGGAUGUGGGAUCUGGAAGUGGUUACCUCACAGCUUGCUUUGCUAGAAUGGUGGGUUCCACAGGGAAAGCAGUGGGCAUAGAACACAUUGAAGAGCUGGUCCGUGAAUCCAUUAGAAAUGUCAAAGAGGAUGAUCCAUCUCUGCUCACUUCUGGUCGUCUAAAGCUUCUGGUUGGAGAUGGCAGGCAGGGAUAUCCUGAAGAAGCACCUUUUGAUGCCAUCCAUGUUGGAGCAGCAGCAGACACUGUACCAAAGGAGUUGCUGAAACAGUUGAAGCCAGGUGGCCGUUUGAUCUUGCCAGUUGGGCCUGCAGGUGCAAACCAGGUUCUGAUGCAAUAUGACAAAACCAGUGAUGGGCAAAUUGUGGAAAGACAACUGAUGGGAGUGAUCUAUGUUCCCUUGACAGAUAAGGAGAAGCAGUGGUCUCGGGAUGAAUUCUAACAGAAUAUCAAAUUCUCUUGGAAAAGCUCAUGAACCAGUUCCUGAGGAAGCAGCUAUAGAUGUGUAUGACUUUUGCUUUAUAAAUCUUUUUUUUUAAACGUGGACAUAUUGCAAAGGUGUGUUCUGCUUUUUAAAGAAUUUGGUAUGGAAGAGUGAGAGGAGAAUAUUCUUCCUCAAUCAACACCCAGUUCCUGGGCUGUGGAGACCUUGACUUACCUCUUCCUGGACUCUUAGUAAAGCCAGAUAAGCUGACUUGCUGUUUGGUCGGCAAGUAUAUAAUAUCCAUGCAGAUAGAGAAGGGAGAGUUACAAUACUGUUAUAGAUUUGAGAAUUCAUGUGUAUUGUACUUGAUUAAAUGGUAGUGCAUUA